Brassica napus (rape) is the source of this 1390-nucleotide messenger RNA. RefSeq names its product senescence/dehydration-associated protein At4g35985, chloroplastic. The record is from RefSeq and is a predicted model, not a curated record. Bases 40 to 1227 code for a protein of 395 amino acids. The transcript is spliced from 5 exons. Gene Ontology annotation, cellular component: plasma membrane. NCBI's taxonomy places the organism in Eukaryota, Viridiplantae, Streptophyta, Magnoliopsida, Brassicales, Brassicaceae.
UCUUUGUCUUUUUAAUUCACUCAGAAAAAAAGCACUUUAAUGCAAGUUUCCAAUAAGGCUCUGAAAAAAAUCAAUCUUCAAUCCUCACAUAUCAGAAACCUCAGAAAAGAAAGCACAAUGAGAUGUUUCAGAGCAAAUACUCCAAGAACUAAACCACCACCACCUUCGUACGGACAUCAAGGCACCAUUCAUCACCAAACCGUAAGAGAAGAAGUGCUACUACAGAUUCAGGGAUGCAGAGCCCAUCUCAUCGACGGAUCCGAAGCGGUGGAGCUCGCCGCCGGAGACUUCGACCUUGUACAGGUCUCAGACAACGGCGUAGCUCUAGCUAUGGUCGUGAGGAUCGGAAACGACCUACAGUGGCCGGUGAUUAAAGACGAGCCAGUGGUGAAACUCGACGCUCGUGACUACCUCUUCACGCUUCCGGUGAAAGACGGAGACCCACUCAGCUACGGCGUCACGUUCUUCCCUCCAGACCCAAACGACGUUGUUUUCGUGAACAGCCUCGAGUUGCUAGACGAUUUCUUGAGAGAGAACUCGUGUUUCUCUUCGUCUUCUUCUUCUUCUUCGCGUGUUAACAAUGGAAUCGAUUGGAAAGAGUUUGCGCCUAGGAUUGAAGAUUAUAACAAUGUCGUGGCUAAAGCCAUUGCUGGAGGGACAGGGCAUAUCAUUAGAGGGAUGUUCAAAUGCAGUAAUGCUUACACUAAUCAGGUUAACAAAGGAGGUGAAACUAUGAUUACGAAGGCUGAGAAGAAGAGUGGUGCAUCGUCGAAAAGAAAUGCAACCACAAACAAGAACCAAAUCAACAAGAAUCUUCAACGAGUGAGGAAACUUUCCAGAGCUACUGAGAAACUGAGCAAGACUAUGUUGAAUGGUGUGGGAAUGGUGAGUGGUUCGGUGAUGGCUCCUAUUGUGAAGUCAAAGCCAGGAAAAGCUUUUUUCUCAAUGGUUCCAGGGGAAGUUCUCCUGGCUUCAGUUGAUGCUCUUAAUAAAAUACUAGAUGCUGCUGAAGCUGCAGAGAGACAAACUUUUUCUGCUACAUCCAAAGCUACAACUAGAAUGGUUAGCGAGAGGUUGGGUGAGAGCGCUGGGGAAGCCACGAGCGAUGUGCUAGACACGGUUGGCCACGCAGCCGGUACUGCUUGGAAUGUGCUCAAAAUUCGCAAAGCUUUAUAUCCUUCCUCUUCACUCACAUCCGCCAUCCUAAAAAACGCUUCACGAAAGUGAUCUUUGUCACGUGCUCUCAUCGCGGAAUUACAUUUCAUCCGCUUUUAAGUUAUGUUUUUGGCUUUUGGAUUGAUUUUGUGGGUAGAUAUUAUAAGGUUUAAAACCGAAAUGUGCAAAUGUGUAUUCUUGAAUCUUAAACAAGAAAACCUCUUUUCUUUACCAA